Molecule: messenger RNA, 1561 nt
Organism: Drosophila willistoni
Lineage: Eukaryota; Metazoa; Arthropoda; Insecta; Diptera; Drosophilidae
Gene: Ran
Product: GTP-binding nuclear protein Ran
Exons: 3
Coding region: 211-861 (216 amino acids)
Biological process (GO): ribosomal subunit export from nucleus; protein import into nucleus
Cellular component (GO): cytoplasm; nucleus
Molecular function (GO): GTP binding; GTPase activity
Source: RefSeq, a predicted model, not a curated record
CUGCAGUGGUGAAAAGUCAACCGCAGAAAAUAAAAAAUACAAAUUUCUGGACAAUUCAAUUUUAACUUCUCGUGUGGAAAACGCCUGUUCUUCGUGCUGUUAAAGAGUAACUAAUAGAAAUCUAAAUAAGUACUUAGAAACAGGCAACUGCAACUUGAAGUUCUUUUUUUUUUUUGGAAACGCGCAGAAGUUGUGUUAAUUGUAUAGAAAAUGGCCCAGGAAGGACAGGAUAUACCAACAUUCAAGUGUGUGCUAGUUGGGGAUGGCGGUACCGGUAAAACGACCUUUGUCAAACGCCACAUGACCGGUGAAUUCGAAAAGAAAUAUGUUGCCACAUUGGGUGUGGAAGUGCAUCCAUUGAUCUUCCACACCAAUCGAGGUGCCAUACGCUUCAAUGUGUGGGAUACCGCAGGCCAGGAGAAAUUUGGAGGAUUGCGCGAUGGCUACUAUAUUCAGGGUCAAUGUGCUGUCAUUAUGUUUGAUGUCACAUCGCGUGUUACCUACAAGAAUGUUCCCAACUGGCAUCGCGAUUUGGUUCGAGUAUGUGAGAAUAUACCUAUAGUUCUGUGCGGAAAUAAGGUGGACAUUAAGGACAGAAAGGUCAAGGCUAAGAGCAUUGUGUUUCACCGAAAGAAAAAUCUGCAGUAUUACGACAUCUCAGCCAAAUCGAAUUAUAACUUCGAAAAACCAUUCCUUUGGCUGGCCCGCAAGCUGGUCGGUGAUCCCAACUUAGAAUUUGUGGCUAUGCCAGCUCUUCUGCCGCCAGAGGUUAAAAUGGACAAAGACUGGCAACUGCAAAUUGAGCGUGAUUUGCAGGAGGCUCAGGCCACAGCCCUGCCCGAUGAGGAUGAGGAUCUAUAAGCAAAUUUAAGAAGCAUCAGGAAACCACAGAAUUAAAAGAGAGACGACACACACAUAUACACAGACACACACACAAAAACACAUUCAAUCUGGCGAAAAAAAGAACAAGCGGCAACAAUUUAUUUAUGACGUCGACGUCUUUUCUUAGGAGCUAAAAAGAAGAGCUGCAGCAGCUGUGGUGGACAAUAGUUUGCGAGAUGCAAUGUGAGGAGACCAAUGUCAGUUGCGCUCCUCCUUGUUAUCCCAUCCCAUUUUUAUACCCUCAGUUGUUGCCUCACUUCUUGUUUCCUAAUUCAACAUUAUUUUUAUUAAAAGAAAACAAAACAAAAAAAGAAAACAAAACCACACACAACAAACUUAUGUAAGACUUCGUUUUUUUUUUAUUCGGGUGUUUCGCAAAAUUAUUUUAUUUUGAAGUUUAUUAACAAUAAAAAAGGAAUGAAAAAUAAGCAGAGAGAGAAAGCUUUAGACAUAAUUAUUCCCAAUACCCAAAUUCUAUAUCUUUCUUUUCGCCACUAAAUUCAAAAACCUUCACAUGUUAUAUUUUAUAUAAUCUAAGAGAGAAAGUGAGAAAAACAAAACAAACAAAAAAAAACUAAGCAAAACAACAAAAUAAAAAACGUGAAAAAAGUCGAAAAUGCGCUAUGCAAAUAUGGAAGCGAACAAUAAAGAGCAAAAUAUAAAUAUGUGAACAAAAUAA